AUGCUCAUGGAUGUCAUGUACGCGGACAUCGUACUCCGGGAUCGCUGUUGUGGCCGUGUUGGAGAUGCUCUUAUUGCGGAACACGAGCCGGUCCUUCGCGGUCUGGUAUCCUCCGGAAAGCUACCCUCUGGUCUGGAAAAGGCCAUUGAAACGUACUGUAUUCGGCACUUUCUAUCGUGUGCGCCAGAGCUCGUCUUGACAGCCCCCAGCGCGGUCGAGGGGCUUCUCCAGCUCGCCCAGAGUCUUCAAGAGCGGCGGCAUGAAACACCAGUCCGGCUAUCGACAACGUCUUUAACUAAAGAAAAGGACAAGGGUAUUCUGGAGCCGAUGUGGCGGAUUGGGAAAUCGAUCCUUGAGGACGUCAAGCAGUUGCGAAUAACUAUGUGCAUCGAAUAUCAUGAGCAUUUGAUUGACGCGCUGGGUGAAGCAGUGCUGGGGUUCAUUAUGCAAGCCGCCGCUGAGUGUGAACGUGAAGACACAGACAACGGGACUCAGGAAAGGACCGAUUCAAACACGAUGGUCGAAGAGGAUGGGCAGGUUCCUCGCUUUUCGCGGACCCUCCAGCGCUUCGCGAGCUCCAUUGUCAAGCGGCGCUUGGCCCUGCAGCGGCUGCGCGAAGCGGAGCUAAAUAAUACGUCAAAUGAGCUUCUUUUCCCACAGUCGGAGGAGACCAUGACCACGCCGAAACGUGUUGAGGAGGCAAAGGAAACUCAAACGACUGCGCCUACCGACGGUGUGGCGCAUCCCUCUGGGUUGAUAGCGCGAAACGCACGCUCGACGCCUCGUCAAAGUCGUGGGAAACGCCACGCCGCGGUGGCGACCGAAACCUCCCCGUCGCGUGCACUGGAAGCAAAUGAGACACCCCGACGACGCGCAAUCCCCUCAAAAGAGCGCGUUGGAAACGUGAGGGAGGGAGUCAUGGGACAGGCUGUAGCCGAUGAAGACGCGGCUGCGGCGUGGAUUCACCAUCGCGAUGUGGUAGAGCGCACGUAUUUUUUAUGCGUUGAGACGAAUCGAUUUGAGCCCAUCGUGGCUAGGGGACUUUUCGAGCCAUAG
Molecule: messenger RNA, 1056 nt
Organism: Phytomonas sp. EM1
Lineage: Eukaryota; Euglenozoa; Kinetoplastea; Trypanosomatida; Trypanosomatidae
Source: the annotation of a GenBank genome assembly